CGAUCAGGUAUCAGUACCUCUCGAUCUCGCAUCUUCGUUUGCAUAUUACUCUUGAGUAGCCGAAGCACGAUUCUACUUUAGAUCAAAUAUCACCGAAUCGGAGAAUCUGUUGUUUCUUCACCUCCAACCCUAGCAGCUGAAGUAGUCUCGGAAGGAACUGAAUCGAUGGCUACAGUUAAGACUGAUUCGGUUGUAUCGUCAGACAAGGGAGAAAUUCCUACUACUACUGAUGUCGAGAAGAAGAUCCGUCGCGCAGAGAUGUUUUGCGUGUCUAUACAGCUUUCUGAACAAGAGAAACGUAAUACUAGGGCUGAAAGAUUCUAUGCUAAUGGGAGACACAUUCUUUCUGCUGGUCAAGAUCGUGCUUUUCGUCUCUUCUCAGUUAUUCAGGAUCAGCAAAGCAGAGAGCUUUCUCAACGGAAUAUAUCCAGAAUAGCAAAAAAACUUAAAAUGAAGGUAGGAUUUGAUUUUUUUUUCUUAUCUUUGCUUAAAUCAAUGAUUAUGGUUAUUGCUUUCUCUCUAAUUUGUUUUCUUAUCAUUCAACUUGGCUUACACCUAAUUUUUUCUUUCUUCAUAUCAAACCAGUUAAUAUCAUUUAUCUGUUUUGUUUCUGAUUACUUUGGUGGUCCUCUCAAACUAAUCAUUUUCGAUUUAUCAACUAUGGGUGUCUUAUUUCAUGUUUGGUACUGCUUCAACCACAUCAGAAUAAGUGAAGAACUCAGAGGAUCAGAAGAGGAAGACAAGAGCAGAAAGGUUUUACAGAAUUUGUUUUUGUUCUCCCUUGCAUUUGAUUUUGUUCUUGAGAUUUGUUGUUCUCUUAUGUUUGGGACUUUUGUGCCUGUUGCUGAUGUGAAAAAGAAAGCUAGGCUUGAGAAGUUAGCUGUCGCUCCAAAUACUACUACCACAACAACCACUACUACAGUGGAAGAUGAGAAAAGAAAAGCUAGAGCAAUCAGGUAUCUUAAGUAGACCAAAUUGGAGAAUAUAUAAUUUUUUAAAAUUUUUGUUUUUGUUUUUGAUUGAUUGUUCAGGAAGAGAGUCAUGGCCGGAAACAAGACUGAGAAUCUGGUGGAUCUCGGCCGCAC
Molecule: messenger RNA, 1085 nt
Organism: Impatiens glandulifera
Lineage: Eukaryota; Viridiplantae; Streptophyta; Magnoliopsida; Ericales; Balsaminaceae
Exons: 4
Coding region: 166-969 (267 amino acids)
Biological process (GO): poly(A)+ mRNA export from nucleus
Cellular component (GO): nucleus
Molecular function (GO): protein binding
Source: RefSeq, a predicted model, not a curated record